Molecule: messenger RNA, 1389 nt
Organism: Pyricularia pennisetigena
Lineage: Eukaryota; Fungi; Ascomycota; Sordariomycetes; Magnaporthales; Pyriculariaceae
Exons: 2
Coding region: 1-1389 (462 amino acids)
Source: RefSeq, a predicted model, not a curated record
AUGAAGAUCUUUGCCAGGUUCAUCGUCCCCGCGCUGGCGAGCACUGCGUGCCUCGUGGAGGGAAAGGCAACCAGCAAGAGAACCGAAAUCGCAGCGGGGGCCGCUUCAAGUGGCCCGCUCAUGGGCGGUGACGGUGGAGCCUCGCCCGUGAGCGGGCCACUUGAAGCGGUCCCGGGUGUCAAAAGCGCAGCCAAGGAGGCCGCCCCGAUGCCGGCUGAGUCAGCGUCACCAGUGAUGCCAGCGGCUCAAGCUUCAAGCUCAAACUCAAGCUCGGAAUGCUGCGGCUCCAGCCCAAGCAGCGGCGGAAAGGCCAAGUCAGGAGAGAGCACAAAGCCCGAGGCUAGCAGCCAAAGUCCUGCAGCACCACACAUGAUGCCACCCGCGCCCAUGAUGCCAGCCGCUCACGCUCCAAGCUCAAACUCAAGCAAGCCGGCUGCCGAGGGCCCCAUGGCCGAAUCUGGCAAGAAGCCUAGCUCAUCAGAGCCCAAGCCUCCCAAGAUGGGCAGCGAGGGUUCCAUGUCGAGCGGUCACAAGUCACCCGCAAUGGAAUCUUCAACCCCAGCUAAAAUGGGCAGCGAGGGUUCCAUGUCGAGUGGCCACAAGUCGGCCCCAAUGGAAUCUUCACCCCCAUCUAAAAUGGCAGGGGAAGCGGCCAUGCCGUCAAAGUCCGAAUCUGGCUCAAAGGGCGGGUCGGGAGAGUCCAAGUGCUGCGGAGGCGGCGCCAAGAUGCCAUCGGGCGGCGAGUCGGCCAAGCCGGCCAAGAGCGAAGGAGGCAAGGCCGCCGCACCCCCGGCGACAGAGGGCCAAGCUGCACAGGGAGGCCAAGCCGUCGUCAUCAUCAUCGGCCACGGCGGGGGCGGUGCGGCUGCAGCACCGAGCUCCAACUCAUCCGAGGGCGCCAAGACACCACCUCCGGCAGCGUCCGGCAGCGGCGUGCAGAUCAUCUCACCUCCCGCCGCGGGCGGCUCCAGCAAGUCUAACGGCACGGCGGGGAUGGGCGAGGGUGACAAGAAAAAGGGCAAGAUGAUGGGCGACAAGGGCAAGAACAACGGCACGGCCAUGGUGAAACCGGGCAAGAUGGAUGGCAACAAGGGCAUGAAGAACGGCACGGCGGGCAACAAGGGCAUGAACAACGGCACGGCGACACUCAAGCCUCCAAAGUCUGUCGGGGGCGGCAACGGCACCUCGGGCGCCAAGCCGCCUUCCGGUGGUGGUGGCCUGACCGGCGCGGCUCCGAUCAGCUCCAACUCGACGACGGGCACGCCUGGCGGGGGGCUUCCGACGGCCAGCUCUGCGGACGGCAGGCUUCGGCCGUUCGGUCUUGUAUACGAAACCACGUCGUACGUGGUGGGUCUUCUUUCCGCCGUGGCUUUAGUGAGUUGUCUAUAG